Molecule: messenger RNA, 2253 nt
Organism: Charadrius vociferus (killdeer)
Lineage: Eukaryota; Metazoa; Chordata; Aves; Charadriiformes; Charadriidae
Gene: UTP14A
Product: UTP14, U3 small nucleolar ribonucleoprotein, homolog A (yeast)
Exons: 14
Coding region: 1-2253 (750 amino acids)
Biological process (GO): rRNA processing
Cellular component (GO): nucleolus; small-subunit processome
Source: RefSeq, a predicted model, not a curated record
AUGACUCUGCUCCCAGCAAAACUUCCCCCAGGCCGGCGGGCCCGGCAGAGACCACCCUUGAGCUCUAGAGAGAAGGGGCAAGAGGAUGGCGAGAGGCGGCACCGACAGCUCCUGGAGGCGGUCAGCUCCCUCUCCGGACGGAGGCGGCGGAAGCUGGCAGAGCGUACGGAGGCAAGCGUACAGGUGUCUGAGUUCAAUGUCAGCUGCAAAGGUGCUGGGGAGAAGCUGGUUCUGUCUGAGCUCCUGAAGCCCAUCCAUCCCAAAUCCGCCCUGAGCAGAGUGAAGAAAGAGCUGACCAGAGUGAAGCAGAAAAAGGCAGUGGAGCUGCCACUCAGCAAAGAGGAGGCAAAGCGGGUUGUGAGGGAAGCUGCCUACGUCGGGACCUCUAAAGACGUGGGAAAAUGGCAGCAGGUAGUUUUGCAGAACCGACGGGCAGAGCAGUUGGUUUUCCCUCUGAAGCAGGAGAUUGCUACGGUCGUCCCCCUGGAGCAAGUGGCUUCAGCGUGGAAGGCCCGAACUCCACUGGAGCAGGAGAUCUUUGGACUGCUCCACAAGACGAAGCAGCCCAUCACAGACCCACUCCUGACACCAGAGGAGACAGCCUCACUGCAGGCAAUGAGCUUGGAGGAGGCCCGGCAGCGGCGGGCAGAGCUGCAGAAGGCUCGGGCUGUGCAGUCCUACUACGAAGCCAAGGCUCGGCGAGAGAAGAGGAUCAAGAGCAAGAAGUACCAUCGCGUGCUGAAAAAAAGCAAGAGACGCAAAGCCUUAAAGGAGUUUGAGCUGCUGCAUAAGUCAGACCCUGAGGCCGCCUUGGCAAGGCUGGAGGAGCUGGAGCAGCUCAGGAUGCAGGAGCGGAUGAGCCUUAAGCAUCAGAACAAGGGAAAAUGGGCCCGUUCCAGGGCCAUUAUGGCUAAGUAUGACCUGGAGGCCCGCAAGGCCAUGCAGGAGCAGCUGGCCAGGAACAAGGAGUUGACGCAGAAGGUGCGGGUGGAGUUGCCUGAGGAGGAGCCAAGUGAUGUGCCUGAGGAGGACCUCACGUCGGUGACCGUCCCCACCAUCCCUGUGGGUGCCAGUGGAGCUAAUCCCUGGAUGCUGGGCAAGCCCAGCGGCCCAGCCAAGGAGCCUGAGGUGCAGGAGGGUCUUGAAGACGUUGCAGUGCCUGGUGCUGUGGAGAGCAAGGAGGAGAUGUCGGAGGAGGAGGAGAUGUCAGAGGAGGAAGUUAUGCUACAAAACUUUGCACAGAAACGGCACGCGCGGCAGCAGCGGGCAGGGAACCCUGAGGGACAAGGUGAGGAGCUCGUGGCCUCAGGCAGUGACAAUGAGACGGAGGUGGCUGCUGAACUGCCGGGGGACAGCCCCAUCCACCCCGUCUGUGCCGAGGAGCAGGCGAGCCUGGGGAUGGAGCAGCCUCCCCUGGCCCAGGAGGAGAUGCUGCUGUCGGAGCAGCUGGGCCGAGUGCGGACGAUGGAGGACGUUGAGGCUUUGGCCUCAGAGGAGCGUGUGGAAGCACAGGAGAAGCCAGCAGCCGCCAGAGCAGAGAAACGAGUGCUGCAGCAGGAGGAAGGCAGAGCUGGGGACAAGCGUGACAAGAAACCACCAGCUAAGAAGAAGAUCAUUAGCCUGCAGGCUGUGCUGGCUGGGAAGUCGCAAGAGGUCCAGUUCCCCAGCCUACCUGUGGUCGUGGAGGAGGAGGAGGGUGGCAUCGAUCAAAGAGGUGUGAUCACAGAGGCCUUUGCCGGGGACGACGUGGUCGCUGACUUCCGCCGGGAGAAGCGCAAGGCAGAGCAGGCUGGGAAGCCACAGCCGGUGAACCUGGUGCUGCCGGGCUGGGGCGAGUGGGGAGGCACGGGACUGAAGCCCAGCACCAAGAAAAUAAAACGGUUCCUGCUCAAGCCGCCCCCAGCGCCUCCCAGGAAGGACCAGCACUUGCCCAACGUCAUCAUGAGUGAGCAGCGCAACAUCCACGCGGCGGCACAUCAGGUCAGCGAGCUGCCCUACCCCUUUGAGAGGCACCAGCAGUUUGAGCAGAGCAUCCGGACCCCCGUGGGCUCCACCUGGAACACGCAGCGUGCCUUCCAGAAGCUGACUGCCCCCCGUGUCAUCACCCGAGCAGGCCACAUCAUCCAGCCCAUCUCUGCUGAGGAUAUCCCCGACGUGGCUACCACGCCUGGCAGUGGAGCCAAGCCAGCGCUAGAAAUUGAGCCCAAACAGCAAGAGCAGCCCUUUCAUCGCCCGUGCAAGAGAGCACGAUAG